AUGACGAGACCGGCCAUCAUCCGCGCCGAUACAAUCGAUCUGCAGGAUCACACCGCUCCGUCGGCCAAGGACCAUCACCAUCCGCCAAAGCCCGCGUCGGGUGCUUCUGCCGUCGCACACGUUGCGCCCCAUCAAGCCGAGACACUUCGCGAGAUUGCUCACGAAACCGCUGAAGAGGAGGCCCGCAGCCCACCGAUUACGUGGACAUAUCCUCGGGGCGUCGGAACCGGGGACGACCUGCUGCCGCACCGUGACGGAAGCGACCAUUCUAGCUCACCUGACCCGACUGUCGACUCCGAGAUGCAGCACGAACAUCACGAACAACAGGAGGAUGACGACCUCGCCCUUGGCCAAAACGGAGGCACCUCGUCUUCGGACGAAGGCGACCUCGAUGGCGAUGGCGACGGCGACGGCGACCUGGAUGAUGACAUGAUGGAUAAGAUCUCGAGCUCGCCCUCGAUUGAAGAUGGACAAGUGUGCACCUCCAUCAGCUCGGUAUGGCAGCCGCCGAGUGGCAAUGCUGUCGUCGUCGUCUUCUUCCUCGUCGUGCGCGUGCCGGCUCGUGCCCCAACGAUGGCGGCAGUUGGUGCCUGCGCCCUCAACGGCUGGUGCACGAGGCCUCCAGCGACAUUCGUCGAGUGCCAGAAGCGGGGACUAGCCGUCGGCUCGAACCGGAACCCAGCACAGAGGUCUAGGAGACCUCAACAGCUGGCAGAAAACUCGAGUGGCCCCGCGCAACGGCUUGAGCUUGAGCCGGAUGGGUUGUUUCACUACAUCGCGCACGCUGGCCAAGACCCCGACGACCCUCUGUUCCCUGUCCCAUACCAGCCGCCAUCCGAGGACGAAGAUGAUGGCUCUGAAUGUUCCCUCCCCGACGACCCGCGCUGCAUUGAACCUGGCUCUGUGCUCUCAUGCUUACCAGGCCCAGGGGACAUCGAUUUCGAGUUCGUUUACGCCCUGCAUACCUUUGUCGCUACUGUCGAAGGCCAGGCAAACGCGACGAAGGGUGACACAAUGGUGUUGCUGGACGAUAGCAACAGCUACUGGUGGUUGGUGAGGGUGGUGAAGGACAGUAGUAUUGGGUACCUGCCUGCGGAACACAUCGAAACGCCGACCGAGAGACUGGCUCGUUUGAAUAAGCACAGGAACAUCGAUCUGUCGGCGACGAUGCUUGGGGACCAAGCGCCAAAACAGAAGAACACAAAUACCUUCAAGGGAAUUCGCAGACGGCGGAAAACGGUGGCAUUCUCGGAGCCGACGUAUGUCGAUUACUCUGACUUUGAAUAUUCCACCGACGAAGAAGAUAUUGAAGAGUUGUUCGGUCCCUCCGGCACAUCUCAGCAGCAGAAUGAUACCCAGAAGCCAGAGCAGGAACGCGAUCAGCAGGCAGCAGCCGAGGAUGAAAUCACGGAAGCAAGUCCGACAGUAGAGCCCUCCAAGACCUGGCCGAGCACGGAGGACACCGUCCGCGAAUCUGCAAAACAAGACCCCACCCUCGGCGAAGAAGAGGCUCGGGGUAGGGGUAGUGAUGAGAUGUCGGAUAGAAAGCCGGACGGGGUCAGCAGGUCGAGGAAUGGCACAGUCCGGAACACGGAUUCGUUCUACAAAGACGAGAGCGUCGAGACCAGGAAGAUCAGUCUCACUCCAAACUUGUUGCGUGAUGAUAACACGUCGCGAGGAUCGAGCGAAUCAAGCACCAGAGAGCUGAAAACGAAGGCGAGCUUGGAUAAGUUGGAUAAGGAGCUCGUGUCCGACCGGGACAAGAAGAGGAUCAAGGACAAGGAGAAGAAGGACAAGGAGAAGAAACCGAACGCGAUUCGGAGCUUCUUCUCGAGAAAGGACAAAAGGAAGAUGUCCGAGGAUGAUGACGAUUCGUUUGGCAAGCGAUCCAUGGACUCGAUGGCUGAACGACGAGAGAGUGACGACCGCGGAACGGAUGAGCAGACUGCUCUAGACAAGCCUUCUGGCAGCGCGCCGCGGAGCCCAAGCAAGCUGCAGAAGCCGGCACCCCCCGGCCAUUCCCCUGCCGGUGCUGUGGUACAGAAAUCCGUUGAGCUGUCGACCUACUUGGCAGAGGGGCGCACCAACGAUGUUUCCAAUGUCCCUCCCGCAUCGAUGAGAAUCGUCGAUCCCGGGACCAUGGAGACCCAAGAAGUGCCGUCGAGUCAGCACCAGCAGCCGAAUCGGGAGAGAGCUUCCUCAACUUCCCACCGGGAGGAGAAGUCCUCUCCCUCCAAGGAUAAAUUUUCUCGAAAGGAUAGUAUCCCGGACGCAAAAUCGCAAAAGGUCAUCAAAUCCAAGACUCACCGCGAGGUGGACGCCGGCGACGGCGCCGACGCCGACGAAGCGGUUCAUGGGAACCUACGGCAGGCCGACCCUGACGCUCUUCUCAAAAAGGAUCGAGAGACAUCGACGAGGGCCCCGUUGCCAGCUGCGCAUCAGCACAGUGGCCAAGCCAAAUCGGCCACUGCCGGCGACAUCGCCACGACGCAGGAAUCUCACCAGAAUGCGCCCCGGGGAACGCUUAGGCAGCCCGUCAAUACCUCGCCCGCCGGCAGGUCUGACCCGCCGGGGCUUGUGGUCGAUACCUCUUCUCCGGAGGGCCAUUCGCCGGAGGCUUCACCGUCGCCUGACCAAGCUCGAAUGGUGGGUGGCAGGCAGAGACACGGUAGCGUUGCGAGCAGGGAGUCAACGUGGGACGAUACAAAGCUGCGGGCUUUCUUCGACGAACCAGAUCACAUCCGCGACUUGCUGGCAGUAGUCUAUGACAAAACCGAUGAUGACGAUGAACCGGCAAGCAGCGAUCAUCCAAUCGUGAGCGGAUUAUUCCGAGAGCAAAAUGCCAAGUUGGCCGAAAUUACAACGGUGAGACUUCUCUGA
Messenger RNA from Drechmeria coniospora, 2880 nucleotides. RefSeq names its product SH3 domain containing protein. The record is from RefSeq and is a predicted model, not a curated record. Bases 1 to 2880 code for a protein of 959 amino acids. Gene Ontology annotation, molecular function: protein binding. Gene Ontology annotation, cellular component: cell tip; microtubule cytoskeleton. NCBI's taxonomy places the organism in Eukaryota, Fungi, Ascomycota, Sordariomycetes, Hypocreales, Ophiocordycipitaceae. Gene Ontology annotation, biological process: establishment or maintenance of actin cytoskeleton polarity. The transcript is spliced from 6 exons.